This is a messenger RNA of Oreochromis niloticus (Nile tilapia), 2580 nucleotides long. Its product is annotated as testicular acid phosphatase homolog. The transcript has 10 exons. Lineage: Eukaryota; Metazoa; Chordata; Actinopteri; Cichliformes; Cichlidae. The record is from RefSeq and is a predicted model, not a curated record. Bases 1033 to 2406 code for a protein of 457 amino acids. Gene Ontology annotation, biological process: regulation of neuronal synaptic plasticity; lysosome organization; peptidyl-tyrosine dephosphorylation involved in inactivation of protein kinase activity. Gene Ontology annotation, cellular component: lysosome; postsynaptic membrane. Gene Ontology annotation, molecular function: receptor tyrosine kinase binding; protein tyrosine phosphatase activity; acid phosphatase activity.
CAAACAGAAGAAUAAAGAUAUAAAUUAUCACCAAACUAAAAGCAGAACUGGAUACAUUUAAUCUUCGUCUUAUUUUAACUAAGUACACGGGAUUCUCGCUCAGUAUACAAGCUGCCAGUUAUGCUCUUUUUUUCUAUGCAGAUCAUUAUCUAUAAAACCUAAUUUAGUAUCUAAAACAUUUAUGUUACUCUGACACGCCACCUCAGUGAAUACUUUAAAUUGCUUGUUACAAAAGAUGCUAUCUUACACUUAUCAAACAUGAUGGCAACGCUGUAUAGCUCUAAAUCUUUACACUUACUAAUCCCAUUGUAUCUCAUAAAGCUACUUUGAUACUAACAGAUACUUACAUGUGUGCCAAGUAAGGGAAAACACUCCAGGCCCUGUAAUUUUAGGGCAAAACCAACAGUGGAUGACAUAGCAAGUUAUAAUGAGUGUUUGUGGCCCUGGGCCAGUGCUUAAGUGAGGACAUGUGUGUUUACGCAUGCAGGAGUACAAUUUUAGAAGCCAGGUGGGUGCAUCUACACUUUGUCAUGGCGCUAUUGUAAAGCAUCUAAAUGUGGGGGUGCUUUUAAAGUGAAAUUAUCCACACAGUCAAGGGCCACACAUGUUUUCGUAAGAUCAAAAGCUGACACAAAAAUGCCUGCCGUGGCGGGCUGUCAUGUCAUGUGCGCAGCGGGGAAUAAAAGGAGACAGUGACUUGGACUCCAGUUGACAAUGGAGAUAGACUGGGACCAGUAAUCCCAGAGGAGAGGUGGAGAGAAAGAGAGAGAGAGAGAGAGCGAGCGACACCCACGCAAGGCCAGGUAGGGAGGCUAUAAAAGCACUGCCUAAAUUCACUGGAACAUGCACUUAGUGUCAGCCUGGGUGUGAGUGAAGAUUUGACACACCCACCCACCCCCACACACACACACACACAUAUAUAUAUAUAUCUAUAUGUCUGCGAAUCAUUUGUACUACAACACCAAAAUAUGUGAACAAGCACGCUGAGUGAAAGAAUUUUGUAAAGCAGGUGACGCUCGACUAGCUGAAAAGAUGCAGAAGUUGCAGAAGAGUUUGGGCUGUUUGUUCCUUCUCGGCUGCAUCUGUUUGACUGAGUGCCGGGUGCUGAAGUUUGUUGUAGCUGUGUUCCGGCACGGAGAUCGAUCACCUAUUGAGUCGUAUCCCAGGGAUCCAUACGGGGAGGAAGUGUGGGCUCAGGGUUUCGGACAGUUGACUGAGCUGGGCAUGAAACAGCAGUUUGAACUGGGCCGGUUUCUAAGGAGGCGUUACGGAAAUUUCCUCAGUGAAGACUAUAACAGCAAAGAGAUAUAUGUGCGGAGUACUGACUACGACCGCACUCUGAUGAGUGCCCAGGCUUGCCUUGCUGGGAUGUUCCCCCAAACCAGACCCAUCAUGCCCCAGUUACUGUGGCGGCCUAUUCCAGUGCACACCAUCCCCAGAGCCCUCGACAAGUUGCUGAGGUCACCAGGUAAAGACUGUCCAAGGUUCAGCGCGAUGAUGACAGAGACCUUCGAGAGUCAUCCCUACCAGAAGUUCCUUAAAGCUCACCAGUACUUUGUGGAGGCUCUCUCCAACCACACUGGCUACCCCGUGUCCAAGCUGGUUGGCAAAAAAAUAUGGAGGGUCCACGACACUCUUAACUGUGAGAGGAUUCAUAACUUGACUCUGCCACGCUGGGCCACCCAAGAGGUCUUGGACACCCUGAGGAGAAUAGCUUCCUUUGAGGUCAUGUACAGCAUCCACAGUCACAAGCGAAAAGAGAAGGCCAGGCUCUCGGGAGGAGUCCUGCUGAAUGCCAUCCUGAGGAAUUUCUCUAAGGCUGUAGAGCAAGGGAGCACUCUCAAAUUCAUUAUGUACUCAGCUGUAAGUGCAUUGUUUGUGUACGAGCACACAUUUAUAAUCUGCUGUGUAAACUGCUGCUUGAUGUACUGUAUCUCCUCGCCUUCUUAUUGCUGUGGUGCUUGUUCCUCGUUCCAGCAUGACUCUACACUCAUCACCCUCCAGGCAGCUCUGGACGUGUAUAACGGGCUUCUUCCUCCUUACGCUGCCUGUCAACUCUUUGAGUUCUACCAGGAGCAUGAUGGAUCCUAUUCUGUGGAGCUGCACUACCACAAUGACUCUCGAAACAACCCCUACCCCAACCCUGUGCCAGGAUGCAACGGGAUGAGCCCUUGUCCUUUAUCCUUGUUUAAUGAGCUGGUGAAGGACGUACUGGAGGAUGACUGGCAGGCCGAGUGUGGGUUUAAGACAAAAUGGUCAAGCACAGGUGAAGAAGUUCAAGUUUAUAAUCUGUGUCUAUGUCUGUAUUUGGUGUUGCCACCAGGUUUCAGUGCAACAUGUUUAUUACCAGAUUCAUUUUGGGGGGGUGCUUGUCUGGGAUUAUUCAGAACAGACGGCCUCAUUUAAACAUAUCAAGGCUUUUGGAUAUUUGCCAUGUGUAGCUAAACAGUUGUUGUCUCCCACAGGUACCAUAACAGCUCUUGCAGUGGCUGUGGGACUCCUGGCGGUGGCGCUGUUGUUCAGUAUAGGGGUGAUAAUCCUCAGGCGGAGAGGACAGUACUCCAGGGAAGUGUAGCAGAG